UGCUCGGAUAUGUCGGAAUCAAGCGUCAUGAGUGAUCGACUCAUAUAAAAACUCUUGGGUCGUAAGCACGAGCACAAGCACAAGCACAGGCACAAACACGACACAAAGAAAAGGAAUUGUGGAUCAUUCCUCGCUAUUUCCGACCCGAUACUACUCUGAACGACUCGCCAAGUCUUUGAUCUUGAUUCCUGCAUCUCUUUUUAUUUAUUUCAUUUAUUCAUUCAUCUCUGCGAUCCCAUCUCAUGAUGGACGCUCAUAAGACCAUCGUCGCUGGCGUCGCGGACCGAGUUAGGCACUUUCACGCCCGCCAGGAACCGUUCCGUCUAUACCAUGGCUCAACUAACAGCACACGGCACUCAAACCGGCGAGUGGACAACACCGUCGACACAAGCAAGCUCAACCAUGUCAUUGAAGUGAACAAAGAUUCCAAGACGGUGAUUGUUGAACCAAAUGUCUCGAUGGAAGUACUCGUCGAUGCGACGCUACCGCUGGGGCUUGUUCCGCUGGUCGUUAUGGAGUUCCCGGCUAUUACCGUUGGAGGUGGCUUUUCGGGGACGUCGGGAGAGAGCAGUUCUUUUCGGUACGGGGCUUUCGACGCGACUGUCAAUUGGAUUGAGAUUGUUCUUGCGGAUGGAAGCGUUACGCGUGCUUCAAAAACGGAGCAGCCGGAUCUUUUCUGGGGUGCUGCUUCGGCGUUCGGAACACUCGGUGUUGUUACGUUAUUAGAGGUUCAGUUGAAGGAAGCAAAGGAGUAUGUUGAGCUCAAGUACCGACUCGCAAGGGGGCCAUCUGAGUCUGUCAAGAUUAUCAAGGAGGAGUGUAAGAGGUGGGAGAAUGAUUAUGUGGAUGGGAUUGCUUACUCCAAGGAUACGACUGUUGUAUGUGCGGGACGAAUGGUGGAUGAAAUACCAAUCAGCGCUACGCCAAGGCAACUAAACCGACGGAAGGACAAGUGGUUUUAUCUUCACGUUGAAAAGGUUCGAGAUGGCCUACGGAUGGGGUCUGUUACGUGUGUCGCCGAUUACAUCCCAUUAAAGGAUUAUCUGUUCCGAUACGACAGAGGUGGUUUCUGGGUCGCUAAAUACGCCUUCGACUACUUUCUCACACCAUUUAACCGACUGACGCGAUAUAUCCUGGAUCCUCUACUUCGAGCUCGCGUCAUGUACUCUGCUGGGCACAAGAGUAACCUAUUUGACUAUUACAUGGUUCAAGAUGUCGGAGUGCCCUACAACAGCGUACCAGAGUUUCAAAACUGGCUGGACAAGCAAUUCAGAAUCUACCCCCUCUGGAUAUGUCCGUUGCGAGUACGACGAGAAGACCCAGACUCAGGAUACGGCCUACACGCAGAAUUUGCAAAACCAGGAACCGUGGAACUCAUGAACUUUGGAAUAUGGGGGCCCCUACAAGGAAACCGACGAGAUGCAAUUCGACAUAAUCGAGCACUAGAGCAAAAAGUACAAGACUGCGGAGGAAAGAAAUGGCUAUACGCCCAAGCAUACUACACAGAAGAUGAAUUCUGGUCACACUACAACAAAGAAGCGUACGAUGCGCUAAGAGAAAAGUACGGAGCGUCGUAUCUACCGAAUGUUUAUGACAAAGUCAAAGUAGACAUCGAAGGGGACGAGAAACUCAUGAAGUCAACUGCACGAACAGGAUGGCCGAUAAAAGGAUUGAGAGGAGUGUACAAAGCGGUUUUUGGGGGAGAUUAUCUGCUACAAAAGAAGAAAGAUGAACCGUCAGAGCAGAAGUAAGCGAUGUGUUAUUAUUAAUGUACAGCUACAGCUCCAUCGAGCAUGAUAGACAAUUUGAUACUCUGGGCAAGUCGCCUCCGUUAUGAAUACACUUUUUCGUUAUCUAUUCCGCUCUGAAAGGCCCCAUUGAACCACCGCCUUUUCUCCCACUCAACUCCUUCAUCGACUCGACUUCCUUGCCGUCUCGAAGCUCCUUGUAAUGGGAAGCAAUACCUGGUUUUCCCGAUGGUUGACCGAUGUACCCAAUCGCCGUCGAGUUGGCGGCUACCAUGUCGCUCUCGAGAGUUCUCUCCGGGGAUUUUCCUCGCGUGGGGAGCAUGAUGUAGACGCCGCCUGCGAUGACACCUGCUGCUGCAGCUAUGGGCAUCCUGGGGGUGUUAGUGGUGAUGGCAAGGAGGGCGAGGGUAACUGUACCAGUUCCUUGUGAUGGCCUCCGGACCGCCGGGGCGUGCAGGUGGGGGCUGCUGACCUCCGGGACCGCCGAGGUUACCAUCUGGAUGGGCGUGAGGGUUCGUAGUAGCAAGACGGAUCUGGGGGCGGAGGAGUGGGAUUCGCACCACAGGACGAAGGAUCAAUCUCAUGGACAUUUUGACUUAUUCAGAUACAGCGAUUAUUAUGAAGUAGUCUAUUGGAGUCUGUUAAUUGAGGGAGUUUAGCUAUUUAAUAGGGCUUCGGUCAAUGAUCUAAGAGCUUUGGAUGAUGGAGGGAUGACGUGGUGAACUACAGUAUCAGGAGCUUCCCCGCGUCAGAAUAUCUGGAGAAGUGUAGCCAUUGACGAUUAUUGGAUGUCAUUGAUGGGUGAGGGGCGUUUUGGGAUUGAGGCGGGAAUAGAAGCAUGUGAUGUGUGGAUGAAGGGUUUGGGUAUUGGAUUGGAAUUCUCUGGUCGUCGGUUGAAGGUUUGAGGAUGGUUGUAUUGAUGGACUGUUAACGGUGGCUAUAGACAUGAUAUGAUCUGUAUUGGCUCUAUAAGGUGAAGGUCCUAUGGGAGAUAGGAGACAAUUCUUUUGUUAGAGAGGAUCCAAGUAAAAUGCAUUGCCUGUU
Molecule: messenger RNA, 2792 nt
Organism: Fusarium verticillioides 7600
Lineage: Eukaryota; Fungi; Ascomycota; Sordariomycetes; Hypocreales; Nectriaceae
Exons: 1
Coding region: 243-1751 (502 amino acids)
Biological process (GO): steroid metabolic process
Cellular component (GO): membrane; cytoplasm
Molecular function (GO): FAD binding; Delta24(24-1) sterol reductase activity
Source: RefSeq, a predicted model, not a curated record